This is a messenger RNA of Panicum hallii, 3028 nucleotides long. Its product is annotated as probable protein phosphatase 2C 73. The record is from RefSeq and is a predicted model, not a curated record. NCBI's taxonomy places the organism in Eukaryota, Viridiplantae, Streptophyta, Magnoliopsida, Poales, Poaceae. The coding region runs from base 904 to 2226 and encodes 440 amino acids. The transcript is spliced from 6 exons. Gene Ontology annotation, biological process: protein dephosphorylation. Gene Ontology annotation, molecular function: protein serine/threonine phosphatase activity.
CCUAUUUGUAUUGAAGUGAUGUCUUGUCUCUGCUUACUAAGUCUGUUUUGGAGGGGAAAAGAAUGUGGAGUCAUCAAAUAGCAGCAGCAAACCAGAGGAGGUUUGCACAGUCCAGAUGUAUGAAUGAGUCUCGAGGGUAUUGUAGUUUGUGCGGAAGUAUUGAAAAUGAAGUCGUAGGAGUAGGCACAUGUGACAUGCUUUAAGUUUGGAGGUGUUGUUGGAAAUUGGUUUUGCCAUUCAUGGAACUCAAGCACACAGACUGAAGUGAAGGCAGAGUGGCACGGAAAGGUAGGGAGCGAGAGCACAGCAGGCUUCUCGCCGCAAGUGCAAUGCCAAUGCAAUUAGGCAAAGCAGGUCGAGACAGCUAGGUAGGUAGGCGGCCAUGGACAGCUGACGACCAUGGUGUACAGGCAUCAUGUGACAGCUGACGACCAUGGCUGGUGCCUGCUGGAUGUCGGACGAUGCUCCGAUCCGUUGCCGUUCUUUAGUAGUAGAACUAGUAAUGCAGGAGAUGGCAUCUCCAUUGGCAUGCUUCAGGAGGACUGGACUGCCGGCAGGGCAGGGGAAUGAAUUGCCUGAAGCGUUGUUCAAGCGAGCCUCUCAACAUCGUACCCACCGGAAAAUGGCAGCUGCUGCACUGCAACGUCCUUCUUCCUUCCUUGCCAUUGCCUCCAUCCAUUCCCUGGUAGCCUUGUAUGCCCGCCUGUUCCGUCGUCCGUGAUGCCUUGCCACCAUUCCGUCCGUUCCAUGAUCUCACUACUCCCUACCCGUCCUCAUUAAUGCGAGACCCCACCCACAUUGAGAACCAACCAGAGAUACAUCCCUCCCCUCCAUUAAACAAGCAAGGCUCCUGCUGCUCCUUGGACAGGACAGGAGGGAGAGGGAGGAGAGCCAACAGCAACAAUGGGGAUCUGCUGCAGCAAGGCCAAGGCACCAGCAGGGGACCUCGACGACGGCGAGCAAGGAUUCCCAUGGAUGCACGACGACCUGUUCCACCACCACCUCUGGACCAGCGCCGCCGUCUCCAUGCACACCAAGCAAGGAUGGAAGGGUGCCAACCAGGACGCCAUGACCGUCUCCCAGGACUUUGCUGGCCACAAAGGCCACAUCUUCUGCGGGGUAUUUGAUGGGCAUGGCCCUCUUGGCCGACAAGUUGCUCGCCGUGUCCGCGACACCCUUCCCUUGAAACUAUCCUCUGCUUUGAAGCCGAAAACUGAAGAAGAAGAUCCCUCAACCCAUACUUCCAAGCUCACAACUGAAGAAGACCACUCAAGCAAUACAGAUUUGAAUUCCUGUGACAAGUCAGACUCCACCUCGUUUAGUGAUGAUACAACCGAUGAGAAGCUCCUGUUGUCAACUUGGAAGAACAUAUUUAUGAAGGCAUUUGAUCAGGUGGAUGAGGAGCUCAGGCAACAUUCAGGAAUUGACUGCAUUUGCAGUGGCACCACAGCAGUCACUGUUGUUAGGCAGGGUGAUCACUUGAUUAUCGCCAAUUUGGGUGACUCGCGUGCUGUUCUUUGUACCCGGGACAGCAAGGACCGUAUGAUCGCAGUCCAACUGACCACUGACUUGAAGCCAGAUCUUCCAAGUGAACUCGCAAGGAUUCUGAAUUGCAAGGGGCGAGUUUUCGCCAUGGAUGACGAACCAGACGUGCCCAGAAUGUGGUUGCCGGACCAGGAUGCACCAGGCCUUGCCAUGGCAAGGGCCUUUGGGGACUUCUGCCUGAAGAACCAUGGCCUUAUCUGUACACCUGAAGUCUACUACAGGAAGUUAUCUGAAAAGGACGAGUUCUUGGUGCUUGCAACUGAUGGGAUUUGGGACGUGCUGUCGAACAAGGAGGUGGUGAAGAUUGUGUCUUCAGCCAGCGACCCUUCCAAGGCCGCGAGGCAGCUGAUCGACCGUGCGGUCCGAUCAUGGCGGCGCAAGUACCCGACGUCCAUGGUGGACGACUGCGCGGUGGUGUGCCUCUUCUUGAACAGGCCGGCCUCUCGUCCCGACGAGAAGGCGCCUCAGGCCGUAUCGUCGUUCACGGGGAGCUUCCGCAAGGUUGUGAGCGGCGGCCGUGGCGUUGAAGCGUCGGAGGAGGGGACGACGGUGUGGAGAGCCCUGGAGGGUGUGGCGCGGGCGAACUCGGUGAUGAGGCUGCCUCGGAUCGGGCGCGUGCUCAGCUGGCGGAGGCGGUCGUCGAAUUCGCUGAUGGAUGAAGACGACGACGACCGGGAUUGAUGAUUUUUUUUCAUGGUGGGAGCAUGCAAUGGCCGCGAGCUUUUAAUUGGCAGAAAUGAUUUUAGGAUUGGAUUGACAUGAUGCCGCGUCGCAUUCAAUUUGUUGAGAUGAGGUGGAGCGGUAGGCCUAACUGCUGCUGAGACGACGACGCAGCAUGCUGUAACUCGAGAUUCAUCAGCUCGCUUGCAAAACCAUCAGCAUGAUUCAGCAGGAGAUGGCGGCGGCGUUGUGCGGGUGCAGAACCAUCGCCGGCGGUUUGUUUGUUGUGCGAUCAGCCACGACGGCCAUCGAGAAGGACCCUCGCACGCUCCUAGCCGGAGAACACCUCGCCGGUGAAGUAAUCUUACUUGGCCGCAUCGGUGUGGUCGCCUGACACGGAGCGCGGACGAGCCGGCGAGACGUCCAGACCCUGGACGGUAUUUCAUUUACCGUCCGGGCUGAGCUAUCCAGAGCCGUCGGAUCUAAAGAGUAUGAGGCCCCGUUUGCGCGGGCGACGGCCAACGACGACCGCCGCCGGCAUCGUCCUCCGCCGGCGUGUCGAUGUCCGACCGCGUGCAUACAUGUCCUCCGGAUGACGCGACGAACGUCGAGUUCUUGAACCCUAAAGGAUCGGAUGAGCUGCUUUCAUCAUCAUCAUCAGCAGCAGCAGCAGCACAAAGCUGUUAGCAAGCAACAAGCAUGAAUCUGCAUCAUCUAUCUCUGUUUUUUUAGAAAACAGGAGGGGAGAUCCCUACCGGAUAUAUUAAUAAAGAAAAGUUACAAGAUUCUAUAUUACAAAUAUAUGGAGCCAAGCUGUCAUGGU